This is a messenger RNA of Papilio xuthus (Asian swallowtail), 2033 nucleotides long. RefSeq lists its product as uncharacterized. NCBI's taxonomy places the organism in Eukaryota, Metazoa, Arthropoda, Insecta, Lepidoptera, Papilionidae. Gene Ontology annotation, cellular component: nucleus. Gene Ontology annotation, molecular function: transcription corepressor activity; DNA binding. The transcript is spliced from 7 exons. Gene Ontology annotation, biological process: negative regulation of Notch signaling pathway; positive regulation of neuron differentiation. Bases 515 to 1759 code for a protein of 414 amino acids. The record is from RefSeq and is a predicted model, not a curated record.
UACAAUUUCUUAACAUUUUAAAUUAUGAAGGUAAAAAAAAAACUGAUAUGGUGUAACGAAACUACAUUAUCUUAAUACCGACCUCACGACGUCUUCCAACAAUACAGGGUAGUUUAAAAGCCGCUCCACACCGAUUCAAUGUCUUCAGCAGGCUUAAAAUAAGGAAAGUUCAUAGCGAAGAAAAGUAGAGAGGAGUGGACUGAGUAGAGAUUGGAAGCAGGAAGCGGUGUUCUACAAAAAUGAAAUUAAGAUUGAGAUCUCCUCUCUGAGAGAGAUCUUUCAAGAUCUUGUGUGAAAAUAAAGAUAAUCUACACAGUAGAUUUAAGUAUAAAUUUUCUCACUUCUUUGGCCGGGCCGUUGGCGAAACUUAUUGUUCCGACAAAGACGGGGCGGGGGAUGCAAUAAUAACGCAGUAAGGGUGCGUAAUGAAACUUUUACCUGGGACCGAUGUAAUGCACUUUUAGGAAGGGUCUCAUUCAUUCGGAACUAGUCCGUGCGACAUGAUCUAUUAGAUAUGAACUCGAAAGGUAAAAUAGAGAAGUGGCUCUUUGAGGAAUGGAGCAGUGGCCGUGUUGUGAACUCAAGGUCUAUGUUGAAAGUGGAACAUGAGGUGUCUAAGAUCGGGGUGCCCAUAGGUGAUACAAAUACAGUGAGAAAGCGGAAACACUUAUCUAAUGGAAGACAUGGUCUAGAAGCUGAUAAAAUAAUAGAACUAAAAAUGGAAGAAGGUGGACCAAGCGGUCAACAAGAAGACAUGGACUUCUCAUCGAGCGCCUCAUCUUGGGAGCCAAGCGAUGACAACCUUUCAUCUGAAGACUCUGAGCCAGAAAACAAAACUAACAAGACAAUGAACACUACGAAACAAUACACCAAUAAAAGGGUAAACAAAAAAGGUCCAAUACCACUGCAUAGACCGAAUGCAAUCAUACCAAAUGUUUUACAGCCGCGACAAACAAAUAUUGUAGAUAAAAAGAAACGUUGUAGAUACAUCGACUCAGCAAAUAAAAGAGAAAUCGUUAAGAAAUCAUUACCUGAUUCAACAAGGAAGAACACACCACCGAAUGAAUCAAUUAAAAAUGGUCACAAUAAUGUAAAAGAUAUUUUGGAUAUAAAAUCCGGAUUUAGACAACUAUUUCAAAUGAUUAAAGACCUUAAAACACAGGCGGGUUUUGUUUCAAGAGAAUGUAAUGGGACAAAUAAAAACACAUCAGUGGUAAAUAAUGAUAUUAUGGAUAUAUCGGAGGGAGAAGAAAGUGAUAGAAGUCAAAGUGUGGAAUCAAAUAGAUCGGAUGACAAUGUCCUUAUCAGCAAUAAAUAUGCUAGAGCUGAUGUUCGAAAUCCUACAACAGAAAACAUAACAGAAGAAGAAUGGAUACCUAUAGGAAGUGGGAAAACUCUGAUACACAAAGACAAAUAUAAAAAAGUAAAUUGGAAAUCUUACACGAUAGCAACAAGAACUCUACUGCUUGCAACAUUCCCCAGAAGAAUUCUAGCCACCCAUUCCCUUACUGGGAAAAGGUCACCCGCUUUCCGGAACAAGCCAGCAAAAAUGUGCCUCGAUCCUAAAAUCGUAUCUGAUGUUAUUAUGGAAAUUACAUCCAGAUUUAGGGUCAAGGAGAAUUUAGUUAGAAGUAUCAUUACAACAAAGUGUGCAGACGAAUGUAAGAUGUUUAAAUUGAGGAUGAAACAUAAAAACAAACAAGAACAAAAUCAAGAGAACACACCGCCGAUACAAGAAACAGAGCCCAUAGAUUAUUAGAGAGCUUUUGUUUAACAUUCUCUUGAGUGUAACUACAAGAAUGGAAACAUAUUUUGUUAACCAGUGGGGCCUUUUAGUGUUUUAAUCCUGUGUAGCCAAAGCUUAUACUUAAUGUAAAAAGUUUCGAUAAUUUAAUAAAAUUAGGUUAAAUAAUUGUAUUUUUAUUUGGUGCACCAAUUCAGCUUAUGUAUAAUCCUCCUUCCAAAACAUCUUUUUGGUACUUACCUCUUAAAUAGCUUCACAGAUUAGUUAUACAGAUUCCAUUUGCGUGCAU